Molecule: messenger RNA, 627 nt
Organism: Salvia splendens (bonfire salvia)
Lineage: Eukaryota; Viridiplantae; Streptophyta; Magnoliopsida; Lamiales; Lamiaceae
Exons: 1
Coding region: 1-627 (208 amino acids)
Molecular function (GO): protein binding
Source: RefSeq, a predicted model, not a curated record
AUGGAAAGAGACAUAGUAAUCCAAUUGGGAAUCCUAAUCUUAACCCUCGCCAUCUUCUACCUCCUUCACACCCUCCCCAAACGCGCCCUCCGCUCCAAAUCCCGCCCCAACAACCAGGCCCACCGCCACUUCAUCGCGGGGGCUCAGCUCCUCGCCCGAGCCCGAUCCACCAAGACCAAGUCCUCCUCCUUCUCCCUCGCCAAGUCCGCCCUCGACGAGGCCGACAAGGCCCUCGCCCUCGACCCCCGCGACCCCGCAUCCCACAUCCUCAAGGCCAUGGCCCAGACCCUCAUGGGCCACAAGGCCGCCGCCCUCAAGUCGCUCGAUGUCGCGCUCUCGCCGCCGGCCGUCAAGGCCCUUUCAAACAGGGAGAAGGGAGACGCGCUCGUGAGACGAGCCGACCUCCUCAUCGGGCUGAACCGGAAGAGGCGGGUCGAUUCGGCCCUUGCGGAUUUGGAAGAAGCGGUCGGGCUCAGCCCGGAUAAUUCGAGGGCUUUUUGUUUGUUGGGCCAUUGUUACGAGAUUAAGGAGAUGAGGGAAGAGGCCCGGACUGCUUUUCAGAAGGCCCUUCAACUUGAGGCCGGUUUGAAAGAGGCCCAUGAUGGCUUGGCGCGAUUGGCCUCUUGA